Molecule: messenger RNA, 2790 nt
Organism: Colletotrichum paranaense
Lineage: Eukaryota; Fungi; Ascomycota; Sordariomycetes; Glomerellales; Glomerellaceae
Product: subtilisin Carlsberg
Exons: 5
Coding region: 1-2790 (929 amino acids)
Biological process (GO): proteolysis
Cellular component (GO): membrane; cell wall
Molecular function (GO): serine-type endopeptidase activity
Source: RefSeq, a predicted model, not a curated record
AUGAGGGUCUCACACGCACUAGUCUCGGCCCUCCUGGGUUCGAAUCUUGCCGUCGCCAACCCGAUCCAUCCGCGCAUCUAUACGAAGCCUCCGCCAGCAAAGCUCCCAAGAGCCGAAACAAGUGAGAGCAACAACGUCAACCCGAGCGAGCUUAUUCCUGGCGCCUACAUUGUCGAGUUCGCAGACGAUAAUGAUUCACCCGAAACCUUCUUCAACUCUCUCAAGGCGGAUGGCCUCGACGUCGAAUCUCGCAUGGACCUGAGCAACCGUUUGUUCAAAGGCGUUUCUUUUCAGGUCAAGAAUGUUGGCGAGACCCACCAUGAUAGCGCACUCCUCCGUCGCAAGAUCGAAUCUUCACCGCGCAUCAGAAGUCUCUGGCCUGUCCGUACGAUCCAGCUUGCAAAGCCCGAGGACCACGGCGCGCCAGCCAGCGGUGCGAUCACCAAGGCCAACGCGAGGCGUCAGGAAGCGGCAUUCGGAAACUCAACCAAGGACACCUUCUCGCCUCACGUCAUGACUCAGGUCGACAAGCUGCGUGAACAGGGUAUCACCGGCAAGGGAGUUCGCAUCGCCAUCAUCGACAGUGGCGUGGACUACACCCACCCUGCCCUUGGCGGAUGCUUCGGCCCCGGGUGUCUGGUGGAGGCCGGCUGGGAUUUCACGGGAGACGACUUCCUGCCCAACGUGAGACCGCUUCAGCCCGAUGCGGAUCCAAUGGACAACUGCGCCGGACACGGUACCCAUGUUGCUGGUAUCAUUGCUGCUCAGCUCGAAGGCAACGAGUAUGGCUUCACGGGUGCCGCUCCUGGCGUCAAGCUGGCAGCAUACCGAGCGUGGGGAUGCGCCUCCACAUCGACGAACGAAGUGUUGCUUGCCGCGUUCAGCCGUGCCUUUGAGGAGGGGGCUGAUAUCAUCUCUUGUUCUGACGGAGAUCCUUCUGGCUGGGCGGAGGAUGCUUGGGGUGUCCUUGCUGCCCGCAUCGUCGACGCCGGUGUUCCAGUCGUCAUCUCCGAAGGUAACGAUGGCGGCAGCGGCCUGUUCUACGCUUCAACCCCGGCUACUGGCCGCGGUGUCGCGGGAAGUGGUGCCGUGACGAACUCCAAGUUCCCUACUAUACUCAACGAAGGCACUUUCUCCGUGGACUCUAACUCAUCAUCGGGUGCCAAAUCUGACUUUGCCUACUUGCCUGGUGUUCCAGAGCUCGUGGGAGACCUCUCGCUUCAACUCUGGAGCCCCGGCGAGAACAACGCCUGCAGUGAACUGCCUGAUGACACUCCCGACCUCAGCAACAAGAUCGUCCUGCUUCUGUUCCCCGAUUCUCGCGCUACGGGAUGCUACCCCAUUGACCAGGGUAACAAGAUCGUCGCCAAAGGUGGACGCUAUAUUCUUUUCUACACUAAUGACAACACGACUAUGCGGGACGAACAAUAUGUCUACUCUCAGGGGAUCCAAGGUGUAGCUUCCAUCCCACCUUAUCAGUCUGGCCAGUGGCUCUCUCUGUUGGAGCAGGGUCGCAGCGUCACUAUCUCUAUCCCUAGCGCAAACAAUACCAGGACUCGUCUUGAGGAACUCGAGAACAACUCCAGCGGAUCUUACAUGGGGUCUUUCUCAAGCUGGGGCCCAACUUGGGAGUUGGAAGCCAGCCCGCAAUUCGCCGCUCCUGGAGCCAACAUCCUGUCUACCUUUCCCGUUGCCCUUGGUGGCUACCGUGUUAUGACGGGCACUAGCAUGUCUUGCCCUCUGAACGCCGCUAUCUACGCUCUUCUCGCUGAAGCCCACGGAACGAAGGACCCCAAGCGUCUCAGAUCCAUCGUGUCGUCUACUUCAAAGCCUCUGGCCUGGUAUGAUGGAACUGCAGCGCAUACCGAUCUCAUUGCCCCUGUCCCGCAACAAGGUGCUGGAAUCAUUCAGGCGUUUGACGCAGCUCGUAGCAACGUUGAGCUCAGCGUCGACAGCAUCUCCUUCAACGACACCGACCACUUCACGGGCAACGAGACCUUUACCAUUGACAACCAUGGAUCUGCCGACGUUGUAUUUGAAGUCAGCCAUCGCAAGGCCGUCACCAUGUACACCUUCGUGGAGACCACGGAUCGCUUGAGGGCUGCCUCAUUCCCUAACCCCACCAUCGAGGAGUGGGCUGAGCUUCAGUUCAGUUCUGGGAAGAUCACAGUGCCCGCUGGAGGAUCCGCAGAACUCACCGUCACCUGCAUUCCCCCAUCUAACGUAAAUGCUACGCGUCUACCAGUCUACAGCGGCUACAUCGCCCUCACCAGUACCACCGAUGCCCCUUCCCUGAGUCUGCCCUACCUCGGAGUCGUCGGUAGUAUGCAUGGUGUUCCCGUCAUCACACCGGCGCAAGCAUAUCUCGCCAACUAUUAUAGCCAAGCUCCGGCCAACACGACCUACACUGUCAAGCGCCCUGACCCAGCCAACCCACCUCUGACCGACCGCGGAGACCAAUCUGCGAUCCCCAACGUCAUUAUCUCGCCAACAGUUGGCACCGCCUCUAUCCAGGUCGAAGUCUUGCGCGUCAGCGGAGGCAAGGAGGAAAACCUAGGAAGCUUGGCUGGCUGGCCUCUCCCAUACGCCCCUCGCACCGAAACACGCGCUUUCUUCAAUGGGCUGCUGGCUGAUAAUACUGUUCUUGAGCCUGGUGUUUACGCCAUGAAGGUUAGGGCGCUGCGGAUCUUUGGGGAUAGGACGAAUGAGGGAGACUGGGAUGUCGUCAAGACAGUGCCAUUCGUGUUGAAGUAUGAGACAUCUGGAAACGGAACUACGACCUCGACGUAA